Molecule: messenger RNA, 1976 nt
Organism: Amphiprion ocellaris (clown anemonefish)
Lineage: Eukaryota; Metazoa; Chordata; Actinopteri; Pomacentridae
Exons: 4
Coding region: 94-1875 (593 amino acids)
Source: RefSeq, a predicted model, not a curated record
CAGAUGAGAAAGCAGCAAACAAGAAGCUGAAACAAUAGUUUCUUGUCUUGUUGGUUGCCUGCUAACAGCGGACUUUCUGUUAGCUUCCACAAAAUGAUAUCUGGAUUUUGCGUGAGGGUCCUACUGCUCUCACUGGUAGCUUUGGGACAGCAUGCAAAAGCACUUAGCUUUAGAAGUGAAUCCUCCGGUGGCAUUAAACCUUACCUGAAACUAGCGGAGGAUUUUCCACAAGGCUAUGAACCUGCUUCCAAUUAUGAGAGCUCUGCACAGCCAGGAGGCCCUGAAAGUGGCAUUGUUUCGAGUUAUGCAAUUGCGAUGCAGUCCGGACCCAAGCGGUCCCCCCGCCAGCAGCAGCCACAUGUGCUCCAAAGCAAAGCUGGUAUGUGGGAUGAUGUUAUUGCGCAACCUUCUGAUUCAAAGCCAGGCUAUGUGCCCCAGCAGCAGCCUCAGAAGCCCCUUGUCUACCCACCCAAACGCCAGCCCCAGCAGCCUGCCCAGCGGCCCCCGGUCUACCGGCCCCAGCAGCCUGCGCAACGGCCCCCGGUCUACCGGCCCCAGCAGCCUGCCCAGCGGCCUCCCCAGCAGCCUGCCCAGCGGCCCCCGGUCUACUGGCCCCAGCAGCCUUCCCAGCAGCCUGCCCAGCGGCCCCCAGUCUACCAGCCCCAGCGGCCUCCCCAGCAGCCUGCACAGCGGCCCCCGGUAUACCAGCCCCAGAAGCCUCCCCAGCAGCCUGCACAGCAGCCCCCGGUAUACCAGCCCCAGCGGCUUCCCCAGCAGCCUCCCCAGUGGCCCCCGGCUGUCCAGCCUCCCCAGCCGCCCCUGGCCUUCAAGCCCCAGCGGCUUCCCCAGAAGCCCCGGACCUUCCAGCCCCAGCAGCCUCCACAGCAGCCCUCUGUCUACCAGCCCCCAGUCUACCAACCCCAGCAGCCCAACAACCAGCAGCAGCAGCUGCCAGGUGUGCUACAAAGCAAAGCUUCUAUGUGGGACAACCUGUUCACCCAACAGCAGCCUCAGAAGUCCCAAGCCUUCCCAGUCAAGCAUCCCAGGCAGCAGCCACCCAAGCAACCACCAGUCUUCCAGCCCAAGCAGUCCCCCCAGCAGCCACCCAAGCAACCACCAGUCUUCCUGCCCAAGCAGUCCUCCAAGCAGCCACCCAAGCAACCACCAGUCUUCUUGCCCAAGCAGUCCCCCAAGCAGCCACCCAAGCAGCCACCAGUCUUCCAGCCCAAGCAGUCCCCCCAGCAGCCACCCAAGCAAACACCAGUCUUCCUGCCCAAGCAGUCCCCCCAGCAGCCACCCAAGCAACCACCAGUGUCUCUGCCCCAGCAGCCCUCCCAGCAUCUCCCAACCUACUUACUGAAACAACCACCCAAGCAGUCCCCAGUCUUCCCACCCAAGCAACCCCAAGUUAACCCACCCCAACAGCAAUCCAAGCAACCUCCAGUCUUCCCACCCAAGAUGCCCCCCCAGCAGCAGUCCAAGCAACCUCCAGUCUUUCCAACCAAGGUACUGCCCAAGCAACCCCCAGUUUACCCACCCAAGAUGCCUUCCCAGCAGCCAACCAAGCAACCCCCAGUUUUCCCGCCCAAGAUGCAACACCCAGUCUUCCCGCCCAAGAUUCCUCCCCAGCAACACCCAGUCUUCUCGCCCAAGCAGCCCCUCCAACAGCCACCCAGGCAAUCCCCAGUCUUCCCACCCAAGCAGCCCCAAGUCCACCAGCCCCAGCAGCAGCAGCCAGGUGUGCUCCAAACCAAAGCUGGCAUGUGGCCCUAUGCUCUUGACUUAAUUGCACAGUCUAGCAACUCAAACCCACAAACGAAUGUUAAUCCAAGAAGUUCUGGACCAGGCCUCUCAAGAAACCCAUACCGGUGGUAGCAGCAUCAAUCAUAAGCGUCCCAACUGUUCUAGAGUUUUUGUGGACAGUUCUGGCAUGGCAUUCAACUUUUGUGAGAUUUAAUAAAAUUCUUGAAAUUGCA